Molecule: messenger RNA, 625 nt
Organism: Oppiella nova
Lineage: Eukaryota; Metazoa; Arthropoda; Arachnida; Sarcoptiformes; Oppiidae
Source: the annotation of a GenBank genome assembly
AACAAUUUCGACUUAUUGAGUAAAACAUUUGCAGUGACUUAACAGUGUUUGUUUACUAAAAAUUUACAACCAGCACAAUGACUGACUAUACCGGUAAAUUCACCCUGGUCUCAUCGGAGAACUUUGAUGCCCUUCUCAAAGAACUCGGAGUGAGCGAUGAGAUCAUAAGCCAAGUGAAGAAUAACACUCAGGAGUUAGAGAUCAGCAAAGAUGGCAAUGUCUACACCUCUCGGACCAUACAACCCAACAGAACACAUGAAGUGAAGUUCGAGUUGGGAAAGGAGUUCGACGAGACCCGACCCGACGGAAAGACUGUUAAGUCACUAGUGGUGGCGGACGGCAACCGACUCAUACAGACCCAGAAGGGCGGCGAAAAGGAUCUGAAGAUUGUUCGCGAGUUCAACGGUAAUGAACUCCGAGUGACCGUCACGUCCGGCCCCGUGGUGUCGGUGCGUACCUACGCUAGAAAGUAGGCCUUAAACACCGAAAAACAUUUGUUUUGCUCAAUAAAUAGUCGAUUGAACUCAAAAAUAUUUAGCAGAAAAAUAAAAUUAUAAUUUUUAUAUUUUAUAUUUUGAAAAUCUCAAUGUAUGGCUAAAUAUUCAAUAAAAAUAAGCCUUUCCUU